UACGUGACGUUAACAGAGAAAGAAAGUCAAACGAAAGUGACAUUCUUGUCAAGCAAUUAUAAUUUAUUUCAAAAUUGUGCUUCAAGAAGAGAAGUACUACGAGCAUUUCAUUUUAAAUAAAUUUUAUUUCAAUAAUAUUAUCCGGUAACAUGUCGAAGAUUGGCAUCAAUGGAUUUGGCCGUAUUGGUCGCUUGGUUCUGCGUGCUGCCAUUGAAAAAGGAGCUCAAGUAGUUGCUAUCAAUGACCCCUUCAUUGGCUUAGACUAUAUGGUCUAUCUCUUUAAGUAUGAUUCUACACAUGGACGCUUCAGAGGAACUGUAGAUGCUCAGGAUGGCCAACUGAUCGUUAAUGGCAACAAAAUAGCAGUCUUCUCUGAAAGGGAUCCAAAGGCAAUCCCUUGGGGCAAGGCUGGUGCUGAGUAUGUAGUGGAGUCUACUGGCGUUUUCACAACUACAGAGAAGGCAUCAGCCCACAUAGAAGGAGGAGCUAAGAAAGUAAUUAUCUCUGCUCCUAGCGCUGAUGCACCCAUGUAUGUUGUUGGUGUCAAUCUUGAUGCUUACGAUCCAUCUGCUAAAGUUAUUUCCAACGCCUCCUGUACAACCAACUGUCUAGCUCCUCUAGCUAAGGUUAUUCAUGACAACUUCGAAAUUGUUGAAGGUCUUAUGACCACUGUUCAUGCGACAACUGCUACUCAGAAGACAGUAGAUGGACCCUCCGGCAAAUUGUGGCGUGACGGCCGCGGUGCCCAGCAAAAUAUUAUUCCAGCUUCGACUGGUGCUGCUAAAGCUGUUGGUAAAGUUAUUCCUGCUCUUAAUGGCAAAUUAACUGGUAUGGCCUUCCGCGUACCUGUUGCAAAUGUAUCAGUUGUGGAUCUGACAGUCCGUCUUGGCAAACCAGCGUCUUAUGAAGCAAUUAAACAAAAGAUCAAGGAAGCCGCCAAUGGUCCCCUCAAAGGCGUUCUUGGAUAUACUGAAGAACAAGUGGUAUCUUCUGAUUUUAUUGGCGAUUCUCACUCAUCCAUUUUCGAUGCUGCUGCAGGUAUCUCUUUGAAUGAUAACUUCGUGAAGCUUAUCAGUUGGUAUGAUAAUGAAUAUGGCUACUCCAGCCGAGUCAUUGACCUCAUCAAAUACAUCCAAACUAAAGAUUAAUUUGGAUUUUAGAAUAUAGAAUUACAUAUAUGAUUAUUAUUCUUUUUUAUUGCUCUAUAUAUAAUUUAUGUUUAAGUGUAACUGUAUAAUCUAAAGUUUUACUACUACUUUGACAG
Achroia grisella is the source of this 1264-nucleotide messenger RNA. Its product is annotated as glyceraldehyde-3-phosphate dehydrogenase 2-like. The record is from RefSeq and is a predicted model, not a curated record. Gene Ontology annotation, molecular function: NADP binding; NAD binding; oxidoreductase activity, acting on the aldehyde or oxo group of donors, NAD or NADP as acceptor. The coding region runs from base 150 to 1148 and encodes 332 amino acids. Gene Ontology annotation, biological process: glucose metabolic process. The transcript has 2 exons. Lineage: Eukaryota; Metazoa; Arthropoda; Insecta; Lepidoptera; Pyralidae.